AUUUACGGAGGGAGGAGAAAGACAGACUUAAAACAAAACAGCCCGUCUUGUGAUUGAAUAAAACAUGCUUAAUAAACAAAUCAUCUGUUCUGCACGCAGUUACACAGCGUCUGUAAAUGCUGAGCGACAGGUCUGCACUGUGUUAAUCGGAAUGAAGAAAUAAAUAUAGUGCCAAGGGCAAACAAGGCCACUGCUGUGUAGGAAGCACACAGACGAACCUCAAUGUAUCCCAUGUUAACAUUCUUGAGCAUGUUUUACUAUAUUUGCCUACGUCGUAGAGCCAGAUCAGGUACAAGAGGAGAAAUAAUGAACAGUCGGCGAGCUAUUGAGUCGAGCAACCGCAUCCUACCUCUCAGCGUCGAAGUGGUGCAGUAUGCCAAAGAAGUGGUGGAUUUUAGUUCUCAGUAUGGCAGUGAGAACAGCUUGUCCUACACUAUGUGGAAUUUGUCUGGAUUGCCAAAUGUUUACCCAAGUUCUGGAGAUUUCACACAGACUGCUGUGUUCCGGACCUACGGGAGGUGGUGGGAAAGCUGCCCGAGUUCACCUCCACUAUUCAGAAGGACUCCCCGAAGUUUUCAUAGCCAGGAAUAUGUUGAACUAGUGUUUGAGGAGGCUGUGUAUCCAACAGCUAUUGAUGUACUGGAAACCUAUCAUCCUGGAGCCAUCGUUAGGAUCUUGGCUUGCUCAGCAAAUCCUUAUUCCCAGACUCCUCCCUCAGAAAUUAGAUGGGAGACGUUAUGGGCAGGUGAACCUGAGAAAGUGAAUGUCUCACAGGCUCGCCAAUUUACACCAUGCAUUAAACAACUUGACUUCAUGACAAACUUGAUUCGCUUGGAACUGAACAGUUCUCUCCUAGAUUACUACACAGAGUUGGAUGCUGUCCUGUUACAUGGUGUUAAGGACAGGCUUCUUCCUGUGCACAAACCAUCGAUGCUAGAUCUGGAAGAUGAUGACAAGGAUGACCACAGUUUAGAGUUCUUCAAUGGGCAAAUCACUGGAAUACCCCUGCCUGAAUACAUCAAGAAUGGUUAUUUUGAAAAACUGCCUUAUGAGUUAAUCCAGCUGAUCCUCAGUCACCUGACAGUGCCAGACCUUUGCCAGUUGGCACAGACCUGCAAAUUAUUGUACCAACAUUGCUAUGAUCCUCUUCAGUAUGUCCAGCUCAGUUUACAGCCUUACUGGGCAGGACUGAAUGAUGCCUCUCUGGAGCACCUACAGUCACGCUGUGCUCUUGUGCAGUCUUUAAAUCUGUCUUGGACUGGGAAUAGGGGAUCUAUCUCCAUGCAAGGAUUUUGCAGAUUCAUGCAAGUGUGUGGAUAUGAGCUGGUGCGUCUGGAGUUGGCCUGCUGCCACUUCCUGAAUGAAACUUGCCUCGAGGUUAUUGCUCAGAUGUGCCCAAACCUCCAGGAGCUGAACCUUUCAUCCUGUGAUAAACUAAACACUCAGGCUUUCUGCCAUAUUGCUAAGAUCUCAGGUCUCCGACGUCUGGUCGUUUACCGCACAAAAAUUGAGCAAACAGCACUGCUCAGCAUUCUGAACUUCUGCUUGGAACUUCAGCACCUCAGCCUUGGCAGCUGUGUCAUGGUUGAUGACUAUGACGUUGUGGCUAGCGUGAUUGGUGCCAAGUGUAAAAAGCUACGAUCCCUAGAUCUGUGGAGAUGUAAAAAUAUUACAGAAAAUGGUAUUGCUGCUAUUGUAUCAGGCUGCCAACUCCUGGAAGAACUGGACCUCGGAUGGUGCCCAACGUUACAAAGUAGCACAGGAUGCUUCAUAAAGCUUGCUCGCAAACUACCCAACUUGCGCAAGAUCUUUUUGACAGCCAAUAGAUCUGUUUGUGACACAGAUAUUGAGGAGCUGGCUGAAAAUUGCCCUCGUCUGUUCCAUGUGGAUAUAUUAGGUACACGAAUGGUGAGCCCUGGGGCCUUACGAAAGCUGCUUCAAUUCUGUAUAAAACUCGAUGCAGGAAUACACUACAAGGAGUUUGAGUUAAAGAUAUGACCUUAAAGCAAGCUGAAAUGUACUUUUAGAAAACAAUUAGCUUUUUAAAAAGUUUCGACUUUGAUUUCCUACAUUUCAUUUUGAUUAUUAGUAAAAUAUGAUGUGCAGUAGAUAAAAGUUUCUGGAACCUCACUGCUAUAUAAAACUGUAGCUUUAUUAGCACUUGUUAAAAUAAGGCUAAAAUGAACUUUAAAAGAAAGGUUAAAUCAGGAACCAUAUACGGUGGAAUGUUGGGAAUCUGAAAUAAAAAAGCAGAAAAGUGCUCAAAUUACUUAGAAAGUCAAGCAUCAUUUUGUGGAGAGAGAAACAGAGUUAAGUUUCAGAUCAGUGAUGAAAGGUCAUUAAAAGAACUUUCUAUUUCCACAGAUACUGCUGGCUGCAUUUUUGAAGCAUGUGCUGUUUUUAUUAAAGCUUAAAUCAGGGAUUUAUUUAUCAUAUUUGCAUAAAUGUAUAUUUGGUUUUUAAAAAAACAGGAUUUCAUUAAAUGUGUGCUUAUUUGCACAAUAAAUUAGGUAAACUUUAAAUAUUUUCUAAUAUAUGUUUCAGUCAACUUUAUUCUCCUGUAUAAAUUUUCUAAAUUUGCAUAGAAUCCUCAAAUUCAGGGAUAUCUCUGAUUGAAGAGAAAACAAUAAUCCAAUUUUAGAUCAGUUCCUGAUAUCCUUUCUGUUUACAACUCCUGUUUUUUUUCAGGUAGGCUUCUUCUUGUCUGACGUCUGUUGUCACUGUGAAUGGUAAUAUUGUUCCCUGAGUACUUAGUGUCUGAAAGUGCUCACACAAGGAAAUUUAAGACUGUGAUCAUGCAACAGCAGGUUUAUGAAGAAAUAAACUGAAAUUGAUUUCUGAGAAAUUCAAAAUAAAAGUUUAUUGGUAUUUAGAUGACUCACCAAAGUCACGUUAUAAUGGCUUUAAAAGUAGUGAAAAAAGUAAAUGUUGGGAUUUAUAUGGUAUUUUUAAAUUGCUUGACCUUAAACGCUCAAAGCAGUAUUAAAUACAUUAAAAAGAUAUAUAUUGAACUGUGAAAAACCUUCCUUUCCUAUUAAUUAGUAAAUAUUUGUACAUAAUGCUAAUAAGAUAUUGCCACCAAAAUGAUUAUAACUUACUUUAAAAAUAAUAGAAAUAAAGAAAGGCAGAAGAUCCAUGCUUUGUUGCCAAAAUAUUAAGUUUGUUGCGCAUCUGUUUGUACUAACCAUUUAAUGGGAAUGAAGGAUAUGGAUAUUUAAACAAGAGUCUUUUGCAUGCAUUUUGUAUAAAGUAUGUUUCAAAAUACUUUGUAAAAUUAUUUGAAUGUUACAAAACUUAUUUUGGAAAUCUGUUUUGUUUGGACAAAGUAUUAGACUAAAUCUAUUCUCUAAGCCAAGGAAGUACAUAUUGUUGACAGAUAGGACUUUGCCAGAUCUUCGUUUUGCAUUAACAAAAAUAAAAAUAUGUUUCUACUGUUGAAUUUGAAACAAAUAACUAACAUUAAUUUAAUUGCUUUAUCAAAGUAAUAAGUCCCCCCAACCCUUACUUAUAAAGUUUACAGUAUGUAGCAGACAGAAUAAAGAAUCUAUAAUAAUCAGGAUGCUGAGUUUAAUCCUACAAAUGUUCUAGCAAUCUACAACAUUGAAAUGAACAAGUUUUUUAAUGUGUAGGUAGAAAGAGGUGUUAUGAAACUAUUAUUCCUUUGUGCAACCUUGGAAAUCACUGCCACAUUAAAGAAAAAUAUUGGAGUAAGCUCAUUUUAAAGUUCAUAAGUAAAAGUCUGUAAGAAAAGUCAUUUUUAAUUCUAGCAUGUAAUUAUGUCUUGUAAAAAAAGUUACAUUCAUAGUUAGAAAAUCGUAAUGUUGACCUUAAAUGCUGUCAUUUAGAAUUUUUCCUUUGUCAAAUGACAAGUAAACUACUCCAGAGUUGUCUCUUUGACUUGACGUUUUUGUCGUUUGUUCAGCUUUAUAUAUGAACCAGGGAAGUAAUUCACUUGAAAGCGAGGGAGACAUGUGUAGUGUUUGUAUUUUAUGGUACCUGUUUAUGUACAGCAUUGGCCAAUGAACUGUAGAUCUGAAGACUGUAAAUUGACAAAUUUGCUUUUCCUAAUUAACUGAAAGGAAAUAAAUCUGUUGGGAAUGUGGGUGAUUGAAGGGAUAUGGUGAGAGGUGUCUCCUAGACUGUUUGAGCAUAGGGAUUUCAUGUUCAGAUUGCAAGGAAGAAGAAACUGCAAAAAGAUCAAAAAUUAACAGGAGACUUAAAAUGUACUGCAGAAUUAGACACUUUAGGGUUUUAUUUGUUGUCAGAAUUCCAAAACACUUCUCGUACUUUGUGCACUUCCUUGUUAAGGCAUCAGCACAACUUUGUAAUAAAUGAUGGAAUUAAGACAUUUUCUUCAUGGUGUUGUAAUCUAAGCCUUCACAAGGUGAGUGACACACUGCAGGAAAAUCAGUGUGACACACAUUAACAGGGCCGUAGGGUGCAUUUCAACAGAAAACAUGGCGUCUGUCCAUCACAACGUCCUGACCAUCUGCUUUUGGUUGGACAAGCCACAAAGUUACAUGGUUGUUGGAAAUCAUACAAAAGUUUUCUUACCCUCCCAGCUGGAGAAACAAUUCAUAAAAGUGGAGAAAAAACAAAAAAGGAAGAUAGGUUGUCACAAAAGCUGCAUUUUCACCAUUUCUAAAAUUAAAGUGCAAUGUUCUGUUGAAUUUUAGUUUACAUUAGAUUACACUAUAUGAGUGAAUGCAUUUUGUAGCAACGGAUAAUUGAUUUUUUGACAGAAUAACUUGUGCAACAUGUUAAUAAAUAUGGUCACUUUUUGAUGAAUUGUAUUUUUGACGACCUGGUACAAUGUAGAAUCAUCCCUAUAAUUUUUUGACAUAAAAGAUUGCUUGUGUUUGAUGCUUUAA
Rhincodon typus (whale shark) is the source of this 4871-nucleotide messenger RNA. It is a transcript of the gene fbxl4, whose product is annotated as F-box and leucine-rich repeat protein 4. The transcript has 9 exons. The record is from RefSeq and is a predicted model, not a curated record. NCBI's taxonomy places the organism in Eukaryota, Metazoa, Chordata, Chondrichthyes, Orectolobiformes, Rhincodontidae. Gene Ontology annotation, biological process: SCF-dependent proteasomal ubiquitin-dependent protein catabolic process. Gene Ontology annotation, molecular function: protein binding. Bases 223 to 1998 code for a protein of 591 amino acids. Gene Ontology annotation, cellular component: SCF ubiquitin ligase complex.